Messenger RNA from Protobothrops mucrosquamatus (brown spotted pit viper), 747 nucleotides. It is a transcript of the gene PABPN1L, whose product is annotated as poly(A) binding protein nuclear 1 like, cytoplasmic. Bases 1 to 747 code for a protein of 248 amino acids. The record is from RefSeq and is a predicted model, not a curated record. NCBI's taxonomy places the organism in Eukaryota, Metazoa, Chordata, Lepidosauria, Squamata, Viperidae. Gene Ontology annotation, molecular function: RNA binding. The transcript is spliced from 8 exons.
AUGUUUGGACUUGGGGCAAGCCAUCCCUUCCUUGAUUCUGGAUCCUGGUGGUGUGAUCCUCCUGCUUCGGACACCGACCAUUCUCCCUGGGAUGCAGCUGAAAUUUCUGCUUGGCAGAAAAACAUGGAAGAUGAUUCGGCCUUGGCUCCUGUGGAAGGGGCCAACCAAGAGGUUCUGCAAGCAGAAGACCCAGAACUGGAGGCCAUCAAAGCCAAAGUCCGUGCAAUGGAGAAGGACGAUGAAUGGCUGCAGGAGUUGCAGAAUGAAGCCAAGUCUCUCCUUGUGAGUUCAGACCCAGGUCUCCUGUUAUCUAGAAUAAACGAGAAGAAAGUGGAGGCUGACCAGCGCUCGAUCUAUGUGGGAAACGUAGAUUAUGGAGGGACUGCUGAAGAACUGGAGUCCUACUUCAAUGGCUGUGGACAGAUCAACCGAGUGACUAUCCUUUGCGACAAGUUCUCAGGCCAUCCGAAAGGGUAUGCCUACAUAGAAUUUGCUGACCCGAGUUCUCUCAAAGCAGCCAUGGAACUGGAUGAAGGGACGUUCAGAGGCCGUAUCAUCAAGGUGCUGCCCAAAAGAACCAACUUUCCAGGGAUCAGCUCCACAGACCGGGGUGGCUCCAGGGGGCGCUUUCGAGGGCGGGGAGCCCCACCUCGCCAUGCCAGCUUCUGUGGGGGGCAGCGUUCAAGGCCCCGUGGCAGAAUAGUCAGGGGCCGUGGGAGGAUACCUGCUUGGUACACGCCUUACUAG